ACUAUACUAGGCGGGAGAGAUGCACGUCUCUCCCAGUGUUCGUGGCACACCACAUGCCCGUGACUGGACAUCCACUCCUCUGCCUCACUGGGCUUCCACCAUGUGCCUCUAUUGCAUCUUCAGUUUUGCUUUUGAACGACUUCAGUUACAGCAUUAAACAAUGGUUCGAUCACCUCCUCGGUUCUACGAAGAUGGAUCCGAGACUUCGGCAUGCUACUAUCCUCCGGACAACAUGGGCCCGUACCUGUCGUCGUCCUACAACCAACGCACGGCUCCAAAGAAGAAAGAGCGCUCAAAACUGAUGCGUCGACUGAUUCCUUUCGUUUGUGGUGUGUUAGUAUUGGUGAUUGUCAUCGUAAUUGUGGCAGUAACGCUACAUUCCAAUUCGAGCAAGUCUGAAGAUACGACAAGCUCUGACAGUGGUGGAAAUUCGACUUCAGCUGCAUCUGCGUCGACACUACCGUCGUCGUGCUCCCCGGUCGCUGCAAAGGACCGAACGGUGGCCUUCUGGCAGAGUGAAGUGGCAGGAUGUGACUCUGUUCCGGACGGAGUCACGCACAUCGUCUUCGGCUUCGCACUCGUCUCUGACGGGGUUAUUGUGCCGACGUUCCAGUCCUCCGAUGCGACUAUCUCGGAGUGUGUAGAGAAGCUUCAUGAACGGUGUAUUCUUGCAAUGGGCAGUAUCGGAGGAUCGACCAACAAUGAGAACAUGUCAGCGGUUAGGAACUCCACGCUGUUUGCUGAGUCUGCCGUGGUUUUGAUGACUAAAUUCGGAUUUGACGGACUGGAUCUCGAUGACGAGACUGUAGGAGCGGAGUUCAGUGCUGAUCGAAUGGUGGGGAUGUUGAAAGCUACACGAGAAGCGCUGGAUGCUUCAGGUAGCACCUCGGCUCUACUGACAUAUGAUGCGUACUUCUAUGAGGGUGACACGUCGGUCUGUUCAGCGGCGGACAGAGCAGCGUACUCGAGGUGCUUCCCGUCUGAAGUGCUGGACUACGUGGACUGGGUCAACAUUAUGGCAUAUAACGUCAACCUGGACAAUGACACUGCUGCAGCGAUAUAUGCCGCUGCUGAGAGCACCACAUUCGCUGCGUGGGGAACUCAAUUUGGUGGGAACUACUCGUUGGCUACGAUCGGUCUGUGCGUGGGAGGAGGGUGCGCUUACGGACCCGGACCAAACGCUACGGUUAUUGCAGAAUGGGAAGCGUUUGGCCGCCAAGAAGGGCAUGGAGGUAUGAUGAUUUACUCAGCAUCAGCAGAAGUGGGUGGCGAUUAUCCUGUUACUCGUAGCAUCGUCAGUACGACGGCAUGA
Phytophthora nicotianae INRA-310 is the source of this 1312-nucleotide messenger RNA. RefSeq lists its product as hypothetical. The coding region runs from base 161 to 1312 and encodes 383 amino acids. Gene Ontology annotation, biological process: chitin catabolic process; carbohydrate metabolic process. Gene Ontology annotation, cellular component: extracellular region. NCBI's taxonomy places the organism in Eukaryota, Oomycota, Peronosporomycetes, Peronosporales, Peronosporaceae. The transcript has 2 exons. Gene Ontology annotation, molecular function: chitinase activity; chitin binding. The record is from RefSeq and is a predicted model, not a curated record.